GGCACUCCUCGUUGUCCAAGUUGCGCGCUUUGUUGGGUCAGGGGCAUGAUCUCCAGCGUAAUCUCCCGGUUGCUACAAAAGUUGGCGGUCGUCCCCUGGUGUUUCGUGUUUCCUUUCUUUUUGUUCCGUUUCUUCCUCAUCCACACUGAUCUUUUUUUAUCCCUCAAGCAUAUCGCUUGCAGCUUUUUUUUUCGACUUCGGUCGCCGACACUCUUUUAUCCAACUAAUAUCACUCUCUUUUUUAUUUACCGCGCAAAACGCGAUAAUCCACCCUUCCACACCAUUUUUCGCCAUUUUCUCCAGUUGAAAGUUUGAUACUUUUAAUCAGUCACAAUGCGUUUCACUGCUGCUUCCGUCGCUCUCUUCGCAGGCGCUGCCCUUGCCCUCCCCGGUUACGAGCAGACCGUCUACUCCACGCGCGAGGUCAUCGUCACCGACUGCGGUCCUGAGGUCACUGACUGCCCCGGAAACAACCCUGUUCCCACCGGCACUGGCAUUCCUCAAGAGCCCGCCCCAACCGAGUACUCUACUCGCUACAUCACCGUGACCGACUGCGGCCCUGAGGUCACCGACUGCCCAGCUGAGUCCACUCGCACUGAGACUCUCGUUCCAACCGGCAGCGACGACAGCCCAACCGUCCCAACCGAGAACCCCCCAUACCCAACCGGCGGUAACCCAGGCCCAAGCACCUCCAUUGUCACCUACACCACUUGCAUCCCAACUACGACCACCUCUGUCGUCACCCUCCAGCCUCCGGUCGUCCCAACUGGUGGCGUGCCAACCGGUGGCGUCCCAUCUCAGCCAACCUGGCAACCAACCGGCGGUGUUCCCUCUGCCCCAAGCGGCUCUGGCGUUCCCCCACCACCAAAGGGCACCACUACUCCCCCACCAUUUGAGGGUGCUGCCAGCACCUUCGGUGGCUCCUUCGCCGUCGCUGGUCUCGCUGCCAUUGCUGCCGUUCUCUUCGCGUAAAUUUCUUUUCGUUGACGAUACCCACGAUCUGUUCCAUUGAUACCCCCUGUCGUCAUGUUUGCAACAUCAGGACGUUGGGCGUGCUAUUGGAGCAUUCUCUCUGGGCUUUUGAGGCGAGGAGGUUGAACGGGGUUGGGUAAACGGCGGUGGAUGUCCCCAGCUUCGCUGGCGGUUGACUUCGGAGACAUUGUCAAAGUAUCUUCUCAGGCGUCGAUCUCUAGCAGAGAGCGCACGUGCUGCUUUCAACUGUGGAUAUCUAUUUACUCAAGAAGACAAGAAUUGCCCUUUUUUCCAUCUCGAAAGCUCGGCGGCCCCCCGUUCGUGCUUCCGUCGAACCGUUUUUGGCUGAUGUCCUUUUUUCUUUUUUCUUUUUUCUUAACAUGUAACAAUGCCUUGCUUGAAGAAAUAUGAGUAUAAUUUUUUUUUUUUUUUCCCUGUCGCUCUGAGGUCUGGCCCUGUGCAUCGACACGAUGGGAAGGCUUGCCAGUGAUGAAUCUUUUAAAGAUAACUUUAGUAAUCAAAUUCAUUUUUUUACUCUUCA
Messenger RNA from Coccidioides immitis RS, 1513 nucleotides. RefSeq lists its product as uncharacterized. The record is from RefSeq and is a predicted model, not a curated record. Bases 334 to 972 code for a protein of 212 amino acids. Lineage: Eukaryota; Fungi; Ascomycota; Eurotiomycetes; Onygenales; Onygenaceae. The transcript has 2 exons.